Prunus persica (peach) is the source of this 1361-nucleotide messenger RNA. Its product is annotated as U-box domain-containing protein 52. The record is from RefSeq and is a predicted model, not a curated record. Bases 136 to 1083 code for a protein of 315 amino acids. NCBI's taxonomy places the organism in Eukaryota, Viridiplantae, Streptophyta, Magnoliopsida, Rosales, Rosaceae. The transcript is spliced from 5 exons.
GUGGCUUUGAGAGCAACGACUCUUUCACUAUAAAACUGCCAAGUGACUAGCAUCCAGUCUUGUUAGCUUCGCUUCCUGUCAUCUCUUUCUGUCAAUUUUCUUUUUAUCACCGUACUUCUGAUUCGUUACGCCUCUAUGGAAGAAAAAGAGUAUGUUCCGGUGGAAGCCAAGGAUUUUUAUAAGAGAUAUAGUGCACGAGCGUUGUCACCAGAGAUUGUGGUGGUAAAAGAGGAGAUAGAAGAAGAGAUAGAAGAGGAGAUAGAAGAAGAGAUAGAAGAGGAGAUAGAAGAAGAGAUAGAAGAGGAGAUAAAAGAGGAGAUAGAAGAGGAGAGCAGGAGUUUUAGUACCGCUGCUGGCGGCACUAGCAUAGAUAGAGUUCUCAAGGAUGUAUAUGUUGCUGUUGGUAAAGAUGACACAGAUGUUCUGAAAUGGACGCUUGAUAAUGCUGUUUCCCCUGGCACUCGGGUUUUUCUAGUCCAUGUCUUCCCUCCAAUCACCUACAUCCCUACACCAGUUGGAAGAUUAUCAAAGGGCCAAUUGACUGAAGAUCAAGUGAGAUUAUACAUUAAUGAAGAGAGUAACAAGAGGAGGAACCUGUUGCAGAAAUAUGUGAGCUUGUGCAAUGAUGCUAAGGUAACAGUGGAGACAAUGCUCAUUGAUAGCAAGGACACAGCAAAAGCAAUUCUUGAUCUCAUACCUGUUCUUAGCAUCAUCCACCUUGUCAUAGGAACCAAAAGACCACCUCACUCAAGGCGAGUGCAGAAGAAAUUGUCAUUAGGAGAGUUUGUUAGGAAGAAUGCGCCGGACUUUUGUGAGGUUAGCAUUAUUCAUGAAGGCAAGAAGGUGGAGGCCGAUCAGCAAGUAAAUGGCCCGAUCAUGCCGGCAAAUACUCACUACCCUGAAAGAAGCUUCUUCGCAUGCUUUCCAGACAGUGAGCUGCAAGAUUUCUUAAGCAGCAGCAACAGCAAAAGCAGUGACAGAGAUGAUCAAACAAACUCAGUUAUGCACUGUGGAAAAUGGCAGGGCCAAAGACUCAAGUUUAUGACAGAGAUGAAAUGGGAAGGUAGAAGACUGGCAAGCUGAAGAUGCAGAACAGGACCUGUUAGUUAACAAUAAUUAUAACCCCAUAUUUGGUUGUUAAUUAGAAGAAGAAUUAGAGUUAAUAAUGCAGAAGAUGGAAGAUUGAAGAUGGAAGGAAAAGCAAGGGAGGGUUUCAAGUUUAUGAAACAAUCCCAAGUCCCAACAACUCAAUGUGGAGGACACUAUUUUUAUGGGGAAAGAGUCAAAGAGGGUCUAAUUAUAACAAACAUAAAAGAAAUUAUGUAGGAAUGAAAUGAGUUCAUAUUUUUUUUUUCAUGUUC